Eruca vesicaria subsp. sativa (arugula) is the source of this 1140-nucleotide messenger RNA. The record is from the annotation of a GenBank genome assembly. Lineage: Eukaryota; Viridiplantae; Streptophyta; Magnoliopsida; Brassicales; Brassicaceae.
AUGGACUUUAUAGAUUCUGAUGAUACGCAAGCACCGGAGGACUCGCAGCUUUUAGAGACGGAGUUAGAUUUCAGUUGUCCACCACUGUUUGCUCUAGAGUGUAACACUUUCAAAUGGAAAGUGAAAAUCAGAGAUUCAAAUGGAGAAAUACAAGAACAAACGUUGACAACAAAAGAAGUUUGGAAAUUGCAAAAGCGCAAAGUGAUAGUUCAUUUUGAUGAAGAUUGUGGUCAGCCUGAUGAAGAUUCUGGAGGUUUAUUGGGGUCUUGGUUAGCUGAUUGGAGGGUAUUCGCUCCUCAUCGGAAGGACAAAGCCUGGGACAUUAUUCUGCUAUGGCAUUUGUUACAGACUAAAUUCUGGUUUGAUAAUCCGGACACGAAAAAGAACUAUGUUCUAAGUGUAUUAGGGAGCAGAUGCAAGGAUUUUAAAAUUCGUCUCUGGAAGAUGUACAAACGGAAUGACCGUACUGAAACCAUACAUAAUCGUCCUGCCAUGGUUCCAGAAGAUCAGUGGAAUGUGAAAAAUGGAAGAAAAUGCGUGAACGGAAUAUCAAUAACCAAAAAAAGAAUACUUUACCACAUGUCUGCGGAAAAGAGUUUUGCGAGGAAGCGACGAAACAUUAAAGACCAAACAGAAAGAACACCAUGCAGAACAGAAUUUUUCAUUGCAAGCCGUAAGAAGUCUGAUGGAACUUUUGUUUGUGAAGAAGCAAAAACUCGUGCGGAUGAACUCACACUUUUGAUGAGUGAAAAUCUUUCAGUUGAAAAGUCAAAUAUCAUUGCUAGUUUAGACGAUGAGUAUUCCAAAGUUUUUGGACCAGAACGAUCAGGACGAGUCCGGUGCCUAGGACGUGGUCCUACACCUUCAAAGCUAUUGAAAAUGUCCAGUACUCCAAAUGUAGAAGCGUCAAAGUCUGAAGUUGUUGAGCUGAAGUCACAAGUUUCAGGAUUGCAAAGUCAAGUCCAGAAUUUAGCAGGAAUGAUCCAACAACUAGUUGGUGCUAUUACUAUUCAGGCUAAUGGAACGGUAGCUGGUGUUCUGUCAAACUUGGCCAAUCAACCAAAUUUUGCUGAUAUUUUAUCAAAUUUGGUCAAUCAACAGAAUUCUGAGGCAACCCAAAACAGAGAUCAUGUGAAUUAG